Messenger RNA from Adineta ricciae, 2091 nucleotides. The record is from the annotation of a GenBank genome assembly. Lineage: Eukaryota; Metazoa; Rotifera; Eurotatoria; Adinetida; Adinetidae.
AUGGUCAAGAAUCCUUUCAAUAGGUUUCGUCGUCCGAAAGUUAUUGCUCAAGCAAGCAACAGUGAAACAGGUGACGUUGCGAUAAAUCAUGACGAUGAAGAAGAAAACAAACAUCAGUGGGAUCGCCCGGUAGAAUUCGUUUUGUCGCUUAUUUCAAACUCAGUUGGUCUUGGUAAUGUCUGGCGAUUUCCGUAUCUUGCAGCACAGAGUGGUGGAGGUGCUUUUCUUAUUCCAUACUUCACUCUAUACUUUCUCAUCGGUGCUCCAUUAUACUUUAUGGAACUAGCUCUGGGACAAUUUACCAGUCGAGGACCGGCUACGGGAUUCGUUCUCGGCAGAGGAUGGCAAGGUGUUGGUAUUGCGAUGAUUAUUAAUAGUGUACUGGGAACUCUGUAUUACAAUGUUUUGAUUGCUUGGGCUCUAUUCUACUUUUUCCUUUCGUUUCGUUCACGAUUACUAUGGUCUGAUUGUGGUAAUUGGUGGAAUACAGCACGCUGCUUUGUACCUGGCAGCCAAAGUAACCUUUUCAGUGCCAAUGGAACGAAAUGGAACUGUACAGAAGAGCAAUACUAUAACUUUUCUCAAUAUAACUGUCAAGAAGUAAACGCAACUGAAAAAGUAACAGCUACCGAAGAGUUUUUCUAUCGAUUACUGUUGAAUAAAAGCGCAACUUUCGAUGAUUUCGGUGUUCCGGGUACUUAUAUGUCUUUAUUAUUACUAUUAGCUUGGCUUAUUAUUUGUUUGUGCAUCAUUCGUGGUGUUCAAUCAUCGGGCAAAGUUGCAUAUUUCACUGCAAUUUUCCCAUACAUCGUUCUUCUUGUACUCAUUAUCUUUACAGCCACGUUGGAUGGAGCUGGUGAUGGUAUCAAGUUCUAUCUUAUACCUCGAUGGGAACUAAUUGGCGACUUUAAAAUCUGGCAAGCAGCAGCUUCGCAAGUUUUCUUCUCUCUCAGUCUUAGUUUUGGUUCAUUAAUUGCCUACUCAGCAGCUAACAAAUUCAACAAUAACUUUUAUCAGCAAAUGUGUAUUGUGGUUUCGUGUGACUGCUUUACUGGUGUUUUUGCCGGCUUUGCGGUUUUCGCUACGAUUGGAUUUCUAGCGAAAUCGUUAGGUGCAGACGUCGAGGAAUAUGCGAAGGCAUCAGGACCAGGUUUAGCUUUCAUUACCUAUCCCGAAGCACUGUCGAAGAUGCCUGCCGGGCCAUUUUUUUCCAUCAUCUUCUUUCUGAUGCUUCUCGCUCUUGGUUUAGGUUCCCAGUUUGCCUCGACGGAUGUACCGAUUACAGCUCUGAUGGAAUUUUUCCCAUCCUACGCAAAUAAACGAUAUCUACUCGUUAUUAUUUUCUGUACAGUUUUCUAUCUUGUUAGUUUACCAUUUGCUUGUCCGGGCGGGAUUUAUCUAUUCGAAGUUUUUCAAGAAUAUACAGCGAAUAUAUCGUUGGUGUUCAUUGGAUUUUUCGAAGUUAUCACUGUUGCAUACAUCUACGGUUUCGAUCGAUUUAUGAAUGAUGUUUCAAUGAUGUUGGGUAGACGCGUAGCUGAAUACUAUCUCUUUUUCACAUGGUGUGUGUCAGCACCAUUAUUAACAUUGAUUCUUACCGUUACCAAUUUAUUGAAUGCACAACCAUUAGAAGCUCCAGCUAGUGCUGGUUUUGAAGCCUAUCAAUAUCCAACAUGGAGUACCAUCCUUGGCUGGUUUAUAUUUGCCUUUUGUAUCCUACCAGUGCCACUUGUUUUCGUUGUGAGUUAUAUUAAACAAUACCGAAAGCUGUCGGCCGAACAAUGGAAUGCGAUUGCUGCAGAAGAUCAAACAACUGACAAUCGUACUAAGCCGAGUCCGCUCUACAUACGAGCAUUACGAUUGAACAACGAACCUGCAGAAACGUGGGGACCACGAAGAAAAAGAGAUCAGAAGGGAGUUUAUGAGCGUCAGAAAGUUGACAAUAACAUUCCUGAUGAACGACCUCCUUCAAAACAAUCAUCUAUUAUACAAAGGAAAAUUAGUCCUGCUAUCGGUAAUGUAAAUCCAACGUUCGAUGCAUCGCCAGUGGAUCAUCGCGACGAUGACGACAACUAUCCCGAGUCUUCGUGA